GGGUGCAAGUGUAAAUGUGUCAUUUUCACAUUUUCAUAGUAGUACAAAACAUAUCAAAAUUCAACUAGUUCGUAGGUUUCCCAUAGUUUGCUUCCUAUGUCGACGAUUCUUGAUUCACUCGCCUUCUCUUCUUCCCUUUUUUCCUCUAAUAAUCUCCGCCCAUCGCCACCGUGUUCCGCCACAUGGCACCGCCGUUCCUCUCUCAAAUUCACCGGUUUUUCAAGAUCCUAUACAACAACAACAACAAAUGAUUUUAAUAAUAAUAAAGUUUCAUUUGUAUCUUCUUCUUCUUCUUCCAGAUUUUGUCGCCAUAUAAGUAGUGUUUCUGGUGAAGCUUCUGAUAUCGCUUUCGAUGUUCCUACCGUGACAGAAGAAACAUGGGAUUCGCUUGUUCUCAACGCUACUGAACCUGUGGUGGUCGAGUUUUGGGCUCCCUGGUGUGGACCAUGUCGCAUGUUCCAUCCAGUAAUCAGUGAACUGGCAAAGCAAUAUGUAGGAAGAGCAAGGUGCCUCAAAUUGAAUACCGAUGACAGUCCUUCUGUAGCAUCCAGAUAUGGAAUCCGAAGCAUCCCAACAAUCAUGAUCUUCGUUAACGGAGAGAAGAAAGAUGCUAUCAUUGGUGCUGUACCAAAAACCAGUCUAACUGCCAGCAUAGACAAAUACUUGUAGAAGCUGUUGAAUGGUAAGCCAAAGGUACACUUGGUUUUGUUGUCAUAGUGAUACUAGAUUUUCCUUUCCUGUUAUAGUAUCACUAUCUGUUAACCCUCAAGAUGUUGAAUGGAUCCUGUACUAGAUUUCAGUCAAUUAUAUGAAGUCCAUUGUUUUUUGUUUUCUGGUC
Messenger RNA from Lycium ferocissimum, 838 nucleotides. RefSeq names its product thioredoxin M5, chloroplastic-like. Bases 97 to 669 code for a protein of 190 amino acids. Gene Ontology annotation, molecular function: oxidoreductase activity, acting on a sulfur group of donors, disulfide as acceptor; protein-disulfide reductase activity. Gene Ontology annotation, cellular component: cytoplasm. NCBI's taxonomy places the organism in Eukaryota, Viridiplantae, Streptophyta, Magnoliopsida, Solanales, Solanaceae. The record is from RefSeq and is a predicted model, not a curated record. The transcript has 2 exons.